Messenger RNA from Argentina anserina (silverweed cinquefoil), 1578 nucleotides. Its product is annotated as methyl-CpG-binding domain protein 4-like protein. NCBI's taxonomy places the organism in Eukaryota, Viridiplantae, Streptophyta, Magnoliopsida, Rosales, Rosaceae. Gene Ontology annotation, molecular function: DNA binding; catalytic activity. Bases 7 to 1380 code for a protein of 457 amino acids. Gene Ontology annotation, biological process: DNA repair. Gene Ontology annotation, cellular component: nucleus. The transcript has 3 exons. The record is from RefSeq and is a predicted model, not a curated record.
GCGGAGAUGAAAAAGCCGACCAAUGUGGCUGAGACCACGUCCCCCCGGAAGAGGAGAAGAAAAUCUGUUGGGCAGAAAUCUCCGUAUUUCCCAAUCAAGUCAAGUGCGCCUGUGACUCUGCCGGUGGAGUCUUCCUUUCAUUUCCAGAAUCAGCCGGCGGCGGAAAUCAGGACCCAACCAGAAAACGCCGAGUCCAAGUCAAUGUCAGUAGAUGCGAGUAAGCCCAUCUUGAAUCUCGACGAUUUGUUUUCUCAAUAUGCUUACAAAGGUGGUGCACUCACUUAUAAACAUGGCAACAUGUCCAGAAAGCUUUCCCAAUGUCGAGAUACCACCAUGCCUUCAACCAAUCUGAAACAAGAGAAAGUGGAUGAAACCCAGCCAUCGUCUGUCGAAACCCGAAGCUCAACAACUAUCUAUCCCUGUAGUCAAGCUGGUCAGACUGGCCGGAACUCAACUGAGGACAAUGCCAAUGUGCCUGCAACAGUGAAACAAGAAAAUGUCCCUCCACAGAAGGAGGAGGAGAGGAAGAAUGAAACUCAGCCAUCUGCCGAAAUCCGAAGGGUUUCUCAUUACUUGCCAACCUCAGCUGAGGACAAUGCCACUGUGCCUGCAGCAACCUUGAAACAAGAGAAAUUGCUCCCACAGAAGGAGGGGAUGAUGAACAAUGAAGCUCAGCCAUCUGUCAAAAUCCGAAAGGUGUCUCGUUUCUUCCCGAUCCCCACUGAUGAACCAGUGCUGGUAGAUGAGUGCAAGAAAACAAAAGCUAAACCCCCCCAACGCCGUUCUGGAAAGAACAGAAAGAGGGAUGCCGGAAAAGAAAGUAAUGCAGAUGGAAAUUUGUUGCAAAGUAAAAAGAGGAGGCAGAAAAACUCUUCUAAAAUCAAGCCUGCUACUCUGACAGCUUCCCAGAAGAAAGAUGAAGCAUACCGAAGGAGAACUCCCGAUGACACAUGGAUUCCUCCUCGCUCUCAUCAUCAUCUCCUUCAAGAAGAUCACUAUUAUGACCCUUGGAGAGUAUUGAUUAUAUGCAUGCUUCUUAAUCGGACAACAGGAAAGCAGGUAAAAAAAGGAGUAAUAUCAGAUUUCUUCAAUUUGUGUCCUAAUGCAAAGGCUGCUACUGAGGUUACCUCACAGGCUAUAGAAAAUGUUAUAAGAUCUCUUGGACUACAUAAGAGAGCAGAGAUGAUACAGCGCAUGUCUCAGGAGUAUCUAGGGGAAAGCUGGACCCAUGUAACUCAGUUGUAUGGUGUUGGCAAAUACGCAGCUGAUGCAUAUGCAAUAUUCUGCACUGGAAUGUGGGAACGAGUUAAACCUGCUGACCACAAGCUAAAUGAUUACUGGGAAUUUCUCCACUACCUUAAAGCUCCACCUGCAACCUGAGCCUGCAGUUCUUAUUUGACAGCAGGAACUUUUGCGUCUUUCUGAUUGAAAUCAUCUGAUAGAAAUAUAUUUUUUGGGGGAGGGAGGGUUUUGUAUAGUAGAAUGCUGCAAUGGGGGUGGAACUCUGAACCUUGCUUUGUUCAAAAGCUGUAUUUAUAACUCUAAUUGGAACUAUUCUGAAUUGUUAAUAAUUAUUUU